Molecule: messenger RNA, 4303 nt
Organism: Pocillopora meandrina
Lineage: Eukaryota; Metazoa; Cnidaria; Anthozoa; Scleractinia; Pocilloporidae
Source: the annotation of a GenBank genome assembly
UUAAGCAUCGCAGUGGCCGUCGCCGUCGCCGUCGCCGUCGCCGUCGCCGUCGCCGUCGCCGUCGCCGUCGCCGUCGCCAUCGCCGUCGCCGUCGCCGUCGCCGUCGCCGUCGCCGUCGCAGUCGCCGUCGCCGUCGCCGUCGCCGUGGCCGUGGCCGUCAACGUCGCCGUUACCGUCGCAGCAAGGUAUGAUACUAUAUACUAUACACUAUAUCCUAUGUACUCAGGAGUAGCACCUAACUGUCAUGCCCUAGCUCGCAGUGCAUGCAAAAUGGCCCAUACUUAUGAGAGUUAGAAGUAACCCAUCAACCCAAGUAUCAUAGUAGUGUUAACAACGGGGACGUUCGAGGUAUUUGUAAUGUAUUCCAAUAGUGUCCAUUCCUUUAGCACACUUCGGGUUAAGUAUUUCGUAACAGUGGCGACUUAUGGUGUUAUAACACAUUUAUUAAAACCGGUGUUGAAAGGAAGUAAAAAUGGCCCUCGUUAGUGCCCACUUAUUAUAAAAUAUCCGUUUCAUUCAAGUUUUGUAAAUUGAGUAACGGUGACAAGCUUGAAAUUACGAUCCUUUGCGCCCAUUGUGUUUCCUGUCAGUUGCUACCCAAUAUUUUGAAAAAUAUACCAACCUGUGCGAGGAGGAAAGCCGUAAAUAGUAAAAAAGAGCUCGGUUGACAUGUCAUUCUAAUGGAAGAUUAACAUUCUCAUCAAUCUUAAGCAUUGCCAUCGCCAUCGCCAUCGCCAUCGCCAUCGCCAUCGCCAUCGCCAUCGCCAUCGCUGUCACCGUUACCGUCGCCGUUACCGUCGCUGACGCCAUCGCCGUCGCAGCAAGGUAUGAUACUAUAUGCUUUACACUAUAUCCUAUGUAUUCAGGUUUAGUACCUAACUGUUAUGGCCUAGCGCACAGCGCGUGCAGCAUUGCCCAUACUUAUGAAAGGUAGAAGUAACCCAUAAACCCAAGUAUCAAAGUAGCGUUAACAACGGGGACGUUCGAGGUAUUUGUAAUGUAUUUCAAUAGUGUCCGUUCGUUUAGCACAGUUCAGGUUAAGUACUUCGUAACAAUGGCGAAUUAUGGUGUUAUUACACAUUUAGUAAAACUUGCGCUGAAAAGAAAACAGAAAGGUCCUCGCUAGCGUCCACUUAUUAUAAAAUAUCCGUUUCAUUCAAAAUUUUUGUAAAUUGAGUAACGGUGACAAGCUUGAAAUUACGAGUCUUUACGCCCUUUGCGUUUCCCGUCACUCGCUACCCAAUAUUUUGAAAAAUAUAAAAAAAUCUGUGCCAGGAGGAAAACCGUAUACAGUAAAAAGGAGCUUGGUUGACAAGUCGUUCUAAUCAAAGAUUAACAUUCUCAUCCAUCUUAAGCAUCGCCAUCGCCAUCGCCGUUGCCGUCGCAGCAAGGUAUGAUACUAUAUACUAUACACUAUAUCCUAUGUACUCAGGUGUAGCACCUAACUGUCAUGGCCUAGCUCGCAGCGCGUGCAGCAUGGCCCACACUUAUGAAAGUUAGAAGUAACCCAUCAACCUAAGUAUCAUAGUAGCGUUAACAACCGGGACGUUCAAUGUAUUUGUAAUGUAUUCCGAUAGUGUCUAUUUUUUUAGCACACUUCUUAAAAAGUAAAUAAGAGCUCGAUUGACAUGUCGUUCUAAUCGAAGAUGAACAUUCUCACCCAUCUUAAGCAGCAACAUCGCCACCGCUCUCGCCAUCGCCGUCGCCGUCGCCGGUGCCAUUGCCUUCGCCAGGGCCGUCGCCGUCGCCGUCGCUGUCGCCAUCGCUGUCGCCAUCACCGUCGCCGUCACAGCAAGGUAUGAUACUAUAUACUAUACACUAUAUCCUAUGUACUCAGGUGUAGCACCUGUCAUGCCCUAGCUCGCAGCGCGUGCAGCAUAGCCCAUACUUAUGAGAGUUAGAAGUAACCCAUCAACCCAAGUAUCAUAGUAGCGUUAACAAUGGGGACGUUCAAUGCAUUUGUAAUGUAUUCCAAUAGUGUUCAUUUGUUUAGCACACCUCGGGUUAAGUAUUUCGUAACAGUGGCAACUUCUGGUGUUAUAACACAUUUAUUAGAAAACUGCGUUGAAAGGAAAUCAGAAGGUCCUCGUUAGCGUUCACUUAUAACAAAAUAUCCGUUUCAUUCAAGUUUUGUAAAUUGAGUAACAGUGACAAGCUUGAAAUUACGAACCUUUACGCCUUUUGUGUUUCCUGUCACUCGCUACCCAAUAUUUUGAAAAAUAUACAAACCUGUGCCAGGAGGAAAGCUGUAAACAGUAAAAAAGAGCUCGGUUAACAUGUCGUUUUAAUCGAAGAUUAACAUUCUCAUCCAUCUUAAGCAUCACCAUCACCAUCGCCAUCGCCGCCGCCAUCGCCGUCGCCAUCACAGCAAGGUAUGAUACUUUAUACUAUACACUAUAUCCUAUGUACUCAGGAGUAGCACCUAACUGUCAUGCCCUAGCUCGCAGCGCGUGCAAAAUGGCCCAUACUUAUGAGAGUUAGAAGUAACCCAUCAACCCAAGUAUCAUAGUAGCGUUAACAACGGGCACGUUCGAGGUAUUUGUAAUGUAUUCCAAUAGUGUCCAUUCCUUUAGCACACUUCGGGUUAAGUAUUUCGUAACAGUGGCGACUUAUGGUGUUAUAACACAUUUAGUAAAACCGGUGUUGAAAGGAAGUAAAAAUGGUCCUCGCUAGUGCUCACUUAUUGUAAAAUAUCCGUUUUAUUCAAGUUUUGUAAUUGAGUAACGGUGACAAGCUUGAAAUUACGAUCCUUUGCGCCCUUUGUGUUUCCUGUCAGUUGUUACCCAAUAUUUUGAGAAAUAUACAAACUUGUGCCAGGAGGAAAGCCAUAAAUAGUAAAAAAGAGCUCGGUUGACAUGUCCUUCUAAUCCAAGAUUAACAUUCUCAUCCACCUUAAGCAUUGCCAUUGCCAUCGCCAUCGCCAUCGCCAUCGCCAUCGCCAUCGCCAUCGCCAUCGCCAUCGCCAUCGCCAUCGCCAUCGCCAUCGCCAUCGCCAUCGCCAUCGCCAUCGCCGUCGCCGUCGCCGUCGCCGUCGCCGUCGCCGUCGCGGCAAGGUAUGAUACUGUAUACUAUACACUAUAUCCUAUGUACUCAGGGGUAGCACCUAACUCUCUAUACUAUAAGUGUAUAGUUUUGUAAAUUGAGUAACGGUGACAAGCUUGAAAUAACGAACCUUUACGCCCUUUGCGUUUCCUGUCACUCGCUACCCAAUAUUUUGAGAAAUAUACAAACUUGUGCCAGGAGGAAAGCCAUAAAUAGUAAAAAAGAGCUCGGUUGACAUGUCCUUCUAAUCCAAGAUAAACAUUCUCAUCCAUCUCAAGCAUCGCCAUCGCCAUCGCCAUCGCCAUCGCCAUCGCCAUCGCCAUCGCCAUCGCCAUCGCCAUCGCCAUCGCCAUCGCCAUCGCCAUCGCCAUCGCCGUCGCCGUCGCCGUCGCCGUCACAGCAAGGUAUGAUAUUGUAUACUAUACACUAUACCCUAUGUACUCAGGUGUAGCACCUAACUGUCACGGCUUAGCUCGCAGCGCGUGCAGGAUUUCCCAUACUUAUGAAAGCUAGAUGUAGCCAAUCAGGCCAGGUAUUAUCGUAGCGUUAACAACGGGGACGUUCGAGGUAAUUCUAAUGUAUUCCAAUAGUGUCCGUUCGUUUAGCAUAGUUCAAGUUAAGUAUUUCGUAACAGUGGCGACUUAUGGUGUUAUAACACAUUUAAAACCUGCGUUGAAAGGAAAUCAAAAAGGUCCUCGCUAGCGUCCACUUAUUAUAAAAUAUCCGUUUCAUUCAAGUUUUGUAAAUUGAGUAACGGUCAAGCUUGAAAUUGCGAAUCUUUAUGCCCUUGCGUUUCCUAUCAUUCGCUCCCCAAUAUUUUGAAAAAUUUACAAACCUGUGCCAGGAGGAAAGCCGUAAACAGUAAAAAAGAGCUAGGUUGACAUGUCGUUCUAAUCGAAGAUUAACAUUCUCAUCCAUCUUAAGCAUCGCCAUCGCCAUCGCCAUCGCCAUCGCCAUCGCCAUCGCCAUCGCCAUCGCCAUCGCCAUCGCCAUCGCCAUCGCCAUCGCCAUCGCCAUCGCCGUCGCCAUCGCCAUCGCCAUCGCCAUCGCCAUCGCCAUCGCCAUCGCCAUCGCCAUCGCCAUCGCCAUCGCCAUCGCCAUCGCCAUCGCCAUCGCCAUCGCCAUCGCCAUCGCCAUCGCCGUCGCCGUCGCCAUCGCCGUCGCCGUCGCCGUCGCCGUCGCCGUCGCCGUCGCCGUCGCCGUCGCCGUCGCCGUCGCCGUCGCCGUCGCCGUCGCCGUCGCCGUCGCCGUCGCCGUCGCA